AUGGACCACCCGGCCGUCGACCUCCUCAAGUCUCUCAUGUCCAUGGUGAGCACGAGCGAGCUGGAGCAGGACAUUGGCAUCUUUCUCGAGCGCCACCUCCAAGGGCUAGGCUACACCGUGGAGCGCAUCGCCAUCGCCCCGGGAUCCACCCGCCACAAUGUCUACGCGUACCUGGGCUCGUCUCGCCAGACGCGCAUCCUGCUCACGGCCCACAUGGACACGGUGCCUCCCCACAUCCCGCUAACCGUGGACGGCGAUGUUCUUCGAGGGCGGGGCUCGUCCGAUGACCUGGGCCCGCUCGCCGCCCAGAUCGUGGCCGCGGAGGAGCUGCGCAAGGAGGGCCAGGUCCGAGAAGAGGGCGGCGACAUUGGGCUGCUCUUCGUGGUGGGUGAGGAAAACGGCGGCCACGGGAUGAUUGCGGCCAACGAUAUGGGGCUGACCUGGGAGUCUGGUAUCUUUGCUGAGCCGACGGAAAACCGCCUGGCCAAGGGGCACAAGGGACAGCACAACAUCGUGGCGCCGUCGGCCAAGGCGCUGUGCGAGGUGCGCAUGGUAUCCGACCUCCCGGGCAUCAAGAAGAGGCUCGAGGAAAUUGUGGCUCGGCACGAGAACGUGGAGCUCCAGUUUGUCUUUGAGUACCCAGAGGCUCUACUUGAGUGGGAGAUUGAGGGCUUCGAUGCGGCUCCCGUGGCCUUUGGGACAGACAUACCGCGGUUGAGGGCAGAAUACUGCGCAAACCGGGUCUUGUACGGACCGGGCUCGAUCCUCGUGGCCCAUGGGCCCGACGAGUUCAUUCGGAUCCCGGAUUUGAUUAGCAGCGUGUCGGGGUACAAGAGACUCGUCUUGCACUUUCUCCAGAAGAGUCAAUAA
This is a messenger RNA of Parascedosporium putredinis, 870 nucleotides long. The record is from the annotation of a GenBank genome assembly. NCBI's taxonomy places the organism in Eukaryota, Fungi, Ascomycota, Sordariomycetes, Microascales, Microascaceae.